This is a messenger RNA of Sardina pilchardus (European sardine), 1039 nucleotides long. RefSeq names its product protein mono-ADP-ribosyltransferase PARP12-like. Lineage: Eukaryota; Metazoa; Chordata; Actinopteri; Clupeiformes; Clupeidae. The record is from RefSeq and is a predicted model, not a curated record. Gene Ontology annotation, molecular function: NAD+ poly-ADP-ribosyltransferase activity; NAD+-protein mono-ADP-ribosyltransferase activity. The coding region runs from base 53 to 1039 and encodes 328 amino acids. Gene Ontology annotation, cellular component: nucleus. The transcript has 10 exons.
UGACGGAUAAGCACACAACGUUAUAACAUUCAACGGUGGAUUUGUCAAUGCAAUGGCAAUGGGCGAUGAGAUCUGUUGCCUGCAUCUUAUUGAUCUCUGCAUUGCCGAUGUGCUUUGUGAUAAGGUUCAUAGCAGCACCCCUUACCUGUGGCAGAGCUGGAGUCAUAAUCAAUGGAUCCCUCUGACAAACAAUGAGGAAGUAGAGCGGGACUACUGCAACCCAGCGAAAACAAAACAUGUCAGAAUGCCACCCCUGUACUUUGACACAAUGACCUGUGGAUCAGAUAAAGUUCAACGCCUAUCUGUAAAUGCCUCUGCACCUGACUCUCUCACAUCUUUGAUCACAAAGUGGGUGUGGUUCUGGGAAGAGUCGGAGGAUAAAUGGAGAGAGUUCAGACCAAUGGCUCAUAAAAAGUCUCCAUCCAUCACAAGUGAAGAGCUGGAGAGGCGAUAUCUCAAUGGUGAAAACCUAGUAACAUUCACUGCUGGAAGUCGUCAAUAUGAACUGAGAUUUUCGGACAUGCUUCAAACAAAUAUCCAUACUAGCACACAGAGACUUGUAAGAAGACGACCAGUGUUCAUCUCAAAAGGAGACAUCCAGAAAGCCUGUGAAAUAUACCGCAGCAAAGCACCACCAAUUACCCCAAUGUUUCUGCCGGAUUAUUGGGACCCUCGUCUGUUGCAUAGAGAUGGAUAUGAGAGAAUCAUACUGGAUACAACAUCUUCAGAAUACGCUGAAAUCUUCAAUAUCUUCGACAGAACCAUGUCAGGCUGUGACAUUCUGAGUAUUGAAAGAAUCCAGAAUCUGCCUUUGUGGAAAUUUUUCAAUUUGCAAGCAGAUCAGAUAAGCAAAAAGAAUUCUGGAAACACCAAUGAACAAAUCCUCUUCCAUGGAAUCAACUCCAAUGAAAUUGACGAUGUCUGUAAGCAUAGCUUGGACUGGCGCAUCUGUGGAACCCAUGGGUCCACCUAUGGUAAAGGGAGUUACUUCGCCAGAGAUGCACUUCUUGUACUUGUACUCUGCACAAUGACAAGUUAA